Molecule: messenger RNA, 2250 nt
Organism: Closterium sp. Naga37s-1
Lineage: Eukaryota; Viridiplantae; Streptophyta; Zygnematophyceae; Desmidiales; Closteriaceae
Source: the annotation of a GenBank genome assembly
AUGGUUUUGUCAUGGCAGCUUCCUUUUUUUGCCAUUACGCUCGCAUUGCUGCUGGCGCCUGCUGCGGCGGGGCGGCCCAGCAAGGAGGAGCUGAUCGCGGAGGUGAAGAGCGUUCGGACCUCGCUUGACGACCCCGAAAUCAGUAGCCAAUAUCGGGCCAGCGCCAUGUUUCUUGACACUCUCAUCCCUCAACUGGAGACGAAUUGGAACCCAACGGACGACUUCCUCGCCUCAGCGAACGGCAAAACCGUUCUGCUGCCUGACGACAACGCAAUCGCGUCCGCGGCCCCUGAUGCCCUCGCCGACUUGAUGAAUCCGAGUCUGAAGCGCCAGGAGGUUCGCCACUAUGCUUCGAUGAUUCGGGCUAAUCUGCUUGACGGGGUCUACGACGAGGAUGCCAUCAAUAAGGCCAAGGUGUUGAAGGACGGGAACGGUCGCAAGGUGUUUAAGGCACUGGGGUUGGACCGCAUUACCAAGAAGUGGAAGCCCUUUAUUGGAAAGAAGAAGGCAAAAAUUAAGCGUUCCAAGCUGUUUAAGGGGAAACUUUUCAUUAUCCAUGUCGUCGAGCUCCCCUCCCAUCGUCGCGCCUCGCGCCUCCUCUCCUUUCAUCGCGCCUCCCCGAGUGAAGCCUCCCUCCCCCUCGCAGCACCCGCGCGCCUCCCCUCCUCGCGAUUCUUCCUCCUUUCGUCGGGCCUCCCCUCAUCACGCCUCCCCGCGUCACGCCUCCGCUCCCCUCAUCACGCUUCCCCGCGUCACGCCUACCUCCCCAGUCCUUCACUCACCUGCCCAUCCCUUGCAUUCCAUUUCCUGCCCUUGCAUUCCCGCUUUGUUACCUUCCCUCGCCAUCCCUCCAUGGCUGUGAGCGAAAUUAAACAAAACUUCCCCCCACAUCCCCUCUCCCCUCCAUUUCUAACCCAACUCUCUAACGCCGCUUCCCCUCAUCUCUCCACCUGCUUCCCCUCAUUUUUCCACCUGCUUCCCCUCAUUUUUCCACCUGCUUCCCCUCAUUUCUCCACCUGUUUCCCCUCAUUUCCCCACCUGCUAGCCAUCGUUUCCCCACCUGCUAGCCUCGUUUCCCCACCUGCUUUCCCUCGUUUCCCCACCUGCUUCCCCUUAUUUCCCCACAUUUUUCCCCUUAUUUCCCCACCUGCUUUCCUCGUUUUCCCACCUGCUUCCCUCGUUUCCCCACCUGCUUCCCCUCAUUUCCCCACCUGCUUCCCCUCAUAUUUCCACCUGCUUCCCCUCGUUUCCCCUCCUUACCCACCUGCUUCCCCUUGUUUCCCCACCUGCUUCCCCUCGUUUCCCCACCUGUUUCCCAUCAUUUCUGCACCCCCCUCAUUUCAUUGCCUGCUUCCCUCAUUUCCCCAUCUGCUUCCCUUCAGUUCCCCACAUUCUUCCCCUCAUUUCUCUACCCGCUUCGCCUCAUUUCUCCACCUGCUUCCCCUCAUUUCUACACCUGCUUCCCCUCCUUACCCACCUGCUUCCCCUCGUUUCCCCACCUGCUUCCCCUCGUUUCCCCACCUGUUUCCCAUCAAUUCUGCACCCUCCUCAUUUCAUACCUGCUUCCCUCAUUUCCCCAUCUGCUUCCCUUCAGUUCCCCACAUUCUUCCCCUCAUUUCUCUACCCGCUUCCCCUCAUUUCUCCACCUGCUUCCCCUCGUUUCCCCACCUGCUUCCCCUCGUUUCCCCACCUGGUUCCCCUCGUUUCCCCACGUGCUUCUCAUCGUUUCCCCACCUUCUUCUCCUCGUUUCCCCACCUGCUUCCCCUAAAUUCCCCACCUUCUUCCCCUCAGUUUACCCCCUCUUUGCGCUCGCUUCACCCCCUCCUUGCACUCACUUUACCCCCUCCUUGCACUCACUUUACCCCCUCCUUGCACUCACUUUACCCCCUCCUUGCACUCACUUUACCCCCUCCUUGCGCUCACUUUACCCCCUCCUUGCACUCACUUUACCCCCUCCUUGCACUCACUUUACCCACUCCUUACACUCACUUUACCCCCUCCUUGCACUCACUUUACCCCCUCCUUGCACUCACUUUACCCCCUCCUUGCUCUCAGUUUCCCCCAUUCAUGUGCUUCAUCACUCCCUUGCGUACCCUCCCUUCCCUCUGUUUCCAAAUUCCUGUCCGGGCUUUUACCAUCUGCCCGCUCCAUCCUCGUCCAAAUUCCUCCCGUUCCUCUCUCCCAUCGUCCCUGUCUCUCUUUUCCGCGUUUCCCCCCCCCCCUCUCCCCUCUUGUUGGGGAAUUGCUAA